GUUCUCAUAAUCGUCGAUUUCUAUCUGACUGACCUUCAACCUCUCCCGCAUCUCCAGCCAUGGAUCAACACUCGACCGCCGUGUAUCGCAUCGCAGAGAAGGUCAAGAUCUUCUACCACAAGGGCAUUGCCUUCCGAAUCUACCAUGGCAGCACCAACAGCACCCGCCUGAGCAACCGCAAGGCCGGUGAGGUUGUCGACACCAGCAGCCUCAACCGCGUCCUCGAUAUCGACCCCCAACGCCAAGUCGUCCUCGUCGAGCCAAACGUCCCCAUGGACCAACUCGUCGCAGCCACCACCGCCCGCGGCCUCAUCCCAGAAGUCGUUCCCGAGUUCCCCGGCAUCACCGUAGGGGGCGCAUUCGCCGGCGCCGCCGCCGAGAGCUCCUCCUUCCGCUACGGCGUCUUCGAACGCUCCGUCAACUGGAUCGAACUCGUCCUCGCCAACGGCCACGUCGUGCGCGCCUCGGCCGACGAAAACGAAAACGAAAACCCGGACCUCUUCCGCGCCGCCGCCGGGGCCUGCGGCACCCUCGGCAUCGGCACCUUGUUCGAGAUUCGCCUCGUCAAGGUCGACCGCUUCGUCGAGGUCGAGUACCACCCCGUCUACUCCUCCGCCGAGGGUCUCGCCCUCGUCGAUACGCUCGCUGCCGACCCUUCCAUCGACUUCCUCGACGGUAUCCUCUUUUCGGCCUCCUCGGGCGUCAUUGUCACCGGACGCCUUGCCCCGUCUCACUCUCAUCCGCCCACACCGGACAGCGACGACGACGAGUCGGCCAAGACGACGCACAACAAGAAGAAGCCGGCCCCCAUCGUCCGCUUCACCCGCGCCCAAGACCCCUGGUUCUGGCUGCACGCCCACGCCUCCGUCCCGCACGCCCGCCACACCCACUGCGACACCUGCCCCUUCGCCCCCUCUCGCGAUCCCAAAGAGGCCAUCGAGCACGGCCGCGUCAUCAACCGCGUACCCGUCGCCGAUUACCUUUUUCGUUACGACCGCGGCGCCUUCUGGAUGGCCAUCUACGGCCAACCACCUUGGUUCGCCGGCCCUCUCACUCGUUUCCUCUUCGACAAGGCCAUGCACACCCGCACCAUGUACAAGGCCAUGCACCACAGCGGCCGCUCCCAGAGCUUCAUAGUCCAGGACCUCGCCGUCCCGCGGCAGAACGCCCAGGAAUUCCUAGAAUGGUCCCACAAGAAACUCUGGAUCUACCCUCUCUGGCUCUGUCCCAUCAAAACCCCCGACGGUGCCCGUGCGCCUAUCAACUUCGCCAAGCUGCCCCCUCUUCCCUCCGACGACGACGAUUCUUCUUCUCCUCCGGCUUCUUCUGGGCCGGACGCCUCCUCGCCUCCCCCGAACCGCCAACAUUGUCGUCGUCGUCGUCGUCGUCGUCGUCGGUAUCGUCGGGCGACAUGUGGAUGAACAUCGGCCUCUGGGGCAUCAAGAGCGCCAACUGGCCCUACAACACCCCCCAGCUCGGCCUGGACGCCUUCAAGGUCUUCGUCCAGGACAACCGCGCCAUCGAGGCCAAGAUGAGGGACCUCGGCGGGUACAAGUGGCUGUACGCCCACUGCUACUACACCGAGGACGAGUUCUGGGACGUCUUCGACAAAACCACGUACGAGGACGUCCGCCGCCGAUGGGGCGCGCAGGGGUUGCCCAGCCUGUGGGACAAGGUGAAGCGCGAGGAGACUGAGUACGUUGACAAGGGGCCGUUCUGGAAGGCUUGGCUCUGGACGUUUCUGGGGAGGGAGCACCUAUUGCGGCGGUAAGUCUUUCGUAGGGGUAGUAGGUAGGUGGGGUGGGUUGACCGGGGUGUUCCGGGGGCCGGAUUCGUGUUGUCUUUGUUCUGUUUGACAGGGACAGGGACAACAAUAUCAAGCCGGAUAGGCACGUUAUUUCUUAAUACAA
Molecule: messenger RNA, 1910 nt
Organism: Sodiomyces alkalinus F11
Lineage: Eukaryota; Fungi; Ascomycota; Sordariomycetes; Glomerellales; Plectosphaerellaceae
Product: FAD-binding domain-containing protein
Exons: 1
Coding region: 60-1421 (453 amino acids)
Biological process (GO): steroid metabolic process
Cellular component (GO): membrane; cytoplasm
Molecular function (GO): Delta24(24-1) sterol reductase activity; FAD binding
Source: RefSeq, a predicted model, not a curated record